AUGGACCAGCUUCCUCAAGCUGAUGCGGCGACGAUCGACCGGUCUAGCUUGAAGCUUAGUAAUCAGCCUGGUGACAAAGGCGAGUCCGUCCCGUUUGACGCGCUCAAGGGACGUAAAGUCGGGGAUAUGGGAUUCACACAUGGCGACCUGCUCUUCCUAUCGUAUAAGCAGUCUCAAGCGAAUCCAAACUCUCACCCCACUACGUCCGCUUCGAGCUCCACCGCCCCUCAUCCCAGUCAGCCGGACCCAUCACAUCCUCACACCCAUACCGAUCCGCCUUUGCCCAAUACUAUCCCCCUGCCGGACCUGUCGCACGUGAUCGAGCCCGAGGUGGACCUGUAUUGGCAGAAGCAGGAUGGAAAGAUACAUCGGAAGCGGGAUACCAACUUCUGUCGACAUGGCGAGAAGGGCAUGUGCGAUUACUGCAUGCCUCUUGAGCCAUAUGACGCCAAGUAUCAAGCUGAGAAUCAAAUUAAACAUCUGUCAUUCAACGCCUACCUCCGCAAACUCAUGGUCAACCGCCCAGCCGCCACCUCCUCCUCGUCAGCCAACACUCACCUUCCCCCACUGAACCAAAUCUCCCUCUCCGUUCAAACCCCAUGUCCGACCGGCGGACACGCCCCCUUCCCCGCUGGAAUCUGUUCCACAUGUCAACCCUCCGCGCUUACUCUCAACUCCCAAUCAUACCGUAUGGUCGACCAUGUCGAAUUCGCAUCACCGCAAAUCAUCGAUAAUAUCAUUUCGGCAUGGCGGCGGACGGGGACCCAGCGGUUCGCAUUCUUGAUGGGACGCUAUGACAAGUAUGAGAUUGUGCCGAUGGGGACCAAGGUGGUCGUUGAGGCGGUAUGGGAGCCGAGACAGGAGGGAGAGCUGGAUGGGCUGACGGUGGAGACGCCGUGGGAGGAUCAGGAUCGGGUAGGGGAGAUUGCGGCGUGGUGCGAGAAGGGACUUGGGGUGGUAGGGAUGAUAUACACCGAUCUGACACCAUCACCGGACGACAUCACCAAACUACUCUACAAGCGCCACGCCCAGUCGUAUACCGCCUCCUCACUCGAAAUGCUCAUGUCGGCGGCAUAUCAAAGAUCGCACCCUCUGCCCACAAAAGCCUCGCCAACAGGCCACUUCAGCUCAAGAUUUGUCACUUGCUGCUUGACCGGCACGGAGGAAGGAGGGAUCGAUGUCAUCGCAUGGCAAGCAACGGAGCAAGCGGAAGAGAUGGUCCGAGCUGGGAUAGUGGAGGCGACGGUAGAUCCGGGUGUGGUACGUGUCAGAAAUGCGGAAGACGGAGAGUAUAUCCCUGAAGUGUUCUACAGCUUCAAGAACGAAUACAACCUCCAAGUCAAGAUGCCGGCCAAGCCCACCUUCCCUGUAGAAUACCUCUUUGUCAACGUGACCAACGGUUUUCCUGUCGACCCCAAACCCCUCUUCCUCGCCAACGACUUUGCGCCCGAGAACCGCCCAGGACUGCAAGAUCAGUCGCUCGAGCUGGUCAUUUCGCAAUUGUCCAAGAUUGUACGGGACUCGGACGCGGAUGUCGGGGACGUGCAGACAUGGCCGGAGAGAAUCAAGAAGGAGGUGGGCAAGUGGUUGAGCGAUUGGCAUCUCGUGGCGUUUCUGUGUAUGCAGGGGCUGUUCAGUCUGGAAGAACAAAAAUUGCUUUGUCGGGCAGCAACCCAACAUGCCCACAGGUCAGACUCGGCCGCUCUCGCUCACCUGCUGGCUAGUGGAGGCUGGGGCACGCUCUGCGCUCUCGCCGAAAGCUCAGGUCCAUCCCGUGCCAACGGUCAAGCCAAUGGCGGAGGACGUUCGGCGCAGACGCCUACACCUCAAUUCGGCGAGAUGGGCAUCGACUCGCCACCCCGAGGGAGCGGGUCAGGGGGCGGAGGUGAUGCUAUAGCCGGCGGGGGAGGUGGAGCCAAGGUGUGCCCACAUUGCACGUAUGAAAAUGAGGCGGGGGCGCAGGACUGUGAUAUCUGUGGACUUCCACUAUAG
Messenger RNA from Dioszegia hungarica, 1992 nucleotides. RefSeq names its product nuclear protein localization protein 4. Gene Ontology annotation, molecular function: ubiquitin binding; ubiquitin protein ligase binding. Gene Ontology annotation, cellular component: nucleus. The record is from RefSeq and is a predicted model, not a curated record. The coding region runs from base 1 to 1992 and encodes 663 amino acids. The transcript has 6 exons. Lineage: Eukaryota; Fungi; Basidiomycota; Tremellomycetes; Tremellales; Bulleribasidiaceae. Gene Ontology annotation, biological process: ubiquitin-dependent protein catabolic process.